Diachasma alloeum is the source of this 1902-nucleotide messenger RNA. Its product is annotated as protein SMG9. Bases 161 to 1315 code for a protein of 384 amino acids. The transcript has 9 exons. The record is from RefSeq and is a predicted model, not a curated record. Gene Ontology annotation, biological process: nuclear-transcribed mRNA catabolic process, nonsense-mediated decay. NCBI's taxonomy places the organism in Eukaryota, Metazoa, Arthropoda, Insecta, Hymenoptera, Braconidae.
AUUUAGAUUAAUCGACAAACAUCGUCCAUGGUUGCUCCAAUGUCAAUAAAAAUACGACUAGAGAGUUUAUAACCUAUUCUUCACUCCAAUCUGUAAGUUCAUCCGUAGAUGAGAGGUUUAUCAUCCCACGUCUAAUUGAAGUAAUAAUUCAGUAAGCAAAAUGACCUCUAAAAAAUCGGGUACGAUGAUUCCAAAGGAUCAGGAGCAGAAGGAUAACGAUGGACGAGGUCAGAUUAAAGUUGUCGAUCGUCCUACAUUCAUUUUAAAAACUAGAGAGGGUGAGAGUAGAGCUGUAUCGCCAAGUCAGAAGAAUGGAACCAGUAAAAAAGAGGGGGAGACGGUGCAGGCCACCAUCUGCAAAGCACCAGAACCUAGAAUAUUGCUCCAUUCACCUCAAGAAAUGACAGGAUGCAUGAAAUUCAUGGACGAAAAUAUGCAAUUGUGUGAGAAUGCACUGGAUUAUUUACACGAUCAACAGGAUUUUCUGGUUGUGGGGGUCGCAGGGGGCCAAGGAGUUGGAAAAUCAACUAUUUUAUCUCUGCUGACGUCUAAUUAUGGAUCUGACAUCUUUGCAGCGCAAAGUCAGUCUCACCAUGAAAGUGGCUCGAAUUGCACCUCUGGAAUAGACUUUUACGUCACUAAAAAUCGAGUCAUUUAUUUAGACACUCAGCCUAUUCUCUCUUGUGCUGUCAUGGAUGCAACUGCUUCUUCUUUCGAGCAGAAGAAAAACUCUACUGAUUUCGGUAGUACUGAGUACAACCUGGAACUUCAGUCUCUUCAGUUCAUGGCAUUUUUGUACUCUGUGUGCCAUGUCAUCAUUUUUGUACAAGAUUGGUUCGUGGACCCAAAUUUAGUGAGAUUUCUGCAGACUGCCGAGAUGCUGAAGCUCCCGUCAACGUCGAAUCUAGACCAGGAUUACGUUGAAUAUUAUCCACAUAUUUUAUUUCUUCAUAAUAAGGCAGAGUUAUAUGAUUUCCAGCCUAGAACUGUUGAAACCAUGAAGAAUUUUUAUAGCAAAGUUUUCUCGAGCUCCAGACUUCAGAUUCACAGUGGGCUGGACAUGAGCACUUGUUCCACUGAAGGACAAUUGAAUCUGUUCCUAAUCCCUUCAAUUACAUCUGAAGAAACCCCGACGUUCCACGAGAGUUACAAGAACUUGAUAGAAAAACUGCGAUUUAAAAUCCACGGAAUAUCUCGCCAUCCCAUGACCCCAGGCACUCUAACCGAGAAGAAUUGGUAUCACUAUGUAUCAAAAGUAAUUGAAGGUUUGAAAAAGAGCCACUUGUCCCUAGAAUACGGGAGACUGAUGCCUUAGUUUUUCCUAUCGAAUCAGCAGAGAUAACGGAAAAAACAGAUGAAAUCAAAUGGAUGAACUCGGUGCAGCAGUUGAGAAUCAGCUCGCGAGAUUCGUUGGCCACUCGGACGUGGGGGAGGAUCUCUUUGAUCAUUUUGUUGAUAGAGGCGCGUGGAAGGGUCAGCUCGUCGUCCUCAGUGGGAGAUAUUGCCGCCGAGGCCAUUGUUUAUCUGAUAAGAAUUUAAUAAAAUUGGAAUUUAUCACAACUGAAAUGAAUGUGAUCAAUAAUGAUAGUUAUCAGGAAUUUUCGUUGUUUUUCUGAAAAGUUUUCACUUUGAGGAUACUAUUGAAUUUUGUUUUUUUUUUCAAUAUUCAUAUCUGAGGAAUAAAUUGAGGUCUUGGUGCACAACAUAAAAUGUGCCAAAAAACGAAGAGUCUAUUAUGUGUAACAGUUGAUUUCGUCGAGAAAAUGAUGAGUUAUCACCAUUUAAAAAAAAACAAAUGUAUCAAUUUUUCGUGAGUUUCUAAUAAAGAUGAUGAAAUGAUUGUAAGAAAUCUCUGUGGGGAAAUAGAAAUUGAUAUUAGUAAUAAACAUGAAAUGUUGGGAA